This is a messenger RNA of Pecten maximus, 3342 nucleotides long. RefSeq lists its product as uncharacterized. Gene Ontology annotation, molecular function: protein binding. Lineage: Eukaryota; Metazoa; Mollusca; Bivalvia; Pectinida; Pectinidae. The coding region runs from base 166 to 3195 and encodes 1009 amino acids. The transcript is spliced from 18 exons. The record is from RefSeq and is a predicted model, not a curated record.
AUUGAGACGCUUGUCGUACUAGGAAGUUAUUUCACUUGGUUGUUUAUCACGAAGCUGGAUAUUUUCAUUGUUCUCGUUGUCAUGAUUGGUAAUCACUUCUGUUGAAGAUUUAGUUUGUGGAAGGUUUAACAUGUACUGGUAUUGAUUUGCUGCGUCUGCUACAAUAUGAAGACCAUCUGUUUACUCCUGAUCAGCCUUGGGCAUCUUAUGUGGUUUUCUUCUGCAUGCCAGCUCUGCUGUAAUUGUGGAAGUUUCUUGCCGAAUGAUCCAUUUUACUACACAAAUGAAACUAGCAUCCUGACAUGUGCAUUGAACAAACCAUCCAAGCUCAUAAAUGCGUCAGAUUUGUAUAUCACAUUCAAUGGUACAGAGGUGGAUCAGUCCUUCAUGACCAUAGUCAAUGAAACUGCUGUUGCAUUUACAAAGGUGGUUAGGAAGCUGGAGGAUGAUGGAAAGUACCAAUGUAGAAUCAGACAAGUUACUGGAAAUGAAGGUCUUAUUGGCACGGUGACUCUAAAAGUAGAUGACCCUUUAGAACCCAUUAAUGACAUUGAGUGUAUCUGGCACAAUUGGAAGGACAAGCUGGUGUGUACAUGGAUCCUUCCUCCAUACCGCUACAUGCAGUACAUCAAGGUGGACCUUUCUUGGUGUAACUUUAGCUUUAACUGCAGGUACAAUGGGGCAACAAAUAAAUGUCCAAACAUGGAGAACAAGACAGUUUGUACCUGGAGUAAAAGUGAUGCUUCACUAGACACAAUCACAUGGGCGUUCAUACUGACUGUCAGGAACACUCAACAUGGAAAUGACACCAGGCAGGGGAGUUGGAUACAAAAAAUUGUGAAAGAUAACGUGAAGCCCAGUGCAGUGAAAUCAUUCAACCAAACUUUCACCAACGAGAGCACCUGUCUACUGCUGACCUGGGUAUACGAUACAAACAUCGCCCCUUCUAGAGAGAAGCACUUCAGAAUUCAGUACUCGCCUGUUACAGACCCGUCACACAAUAAUACGGUGUGGAGCGAUGGAGACCAUGUGACCGUAUGUCAGCUGACUCCCUACACGCUGUAUGAGUUUACUAUCGCUGUCCACCCAGACAGGGCUGCAGUGAAGGGCUACUGGAGUGACUCGGUCACCCAUCAAUUCCGCACUGAUCAAGAUGUUCCUAGGGCAGCCCCCGAGAUGGUUGGAUAUAGACACCUUACAGAACCAGGUAUCAACAAACAAGGGACUCAUGCGGAAAUCAUUUCGACGGUAUUUUGGAAGUUGAUACCAAAGGAGGACAGGAAUGGUUUGAUCACAAGGUACAGUGUUAACAUCACAGACCUGUCUCCAGGGGGUGUUACUACGGAGAAAAUACUCUUAAACACACAGAACAGCAACACAAACCUGAACCUCCACUGUAACAAACUCUACAAUGUGUCCAUCACUGCUGCAACCAUCAAAGGAUACUCACCUGUCCACUCCAGCCUCAUCAUCAACACCACAGGUUUUUCACAACCAGUACUUAUGGUGGAGCGUAAUGCCUCAAUCUACAACAUAUCGUGGACUGUGCCCUGGCCCGCGGACUCCCUCACAAGUUUCAAUGUGGUCUACUGCAAGCAGCUUGGGUCACAGCAAGACUGUUCUAGUGAGCUUGAGAAGGCGAUUGUCCCUGAUCCCCGUACACACCACCAAACUUUGUCCCUGAAGUCUGACACGACAUACCUGUUUGGUGUGUCACUCAUCAGGGCUGGAGUUGCCAGUGCUGCUACGUUUGAGAGCUGUGUUUACGUUGUCACUGCAGCCCCAAAUCCACCUGAGUUCUCUGUCGAUGACAGCAUUGGAGAUAACAGCCUACGGAUAUCGUGGGAUUCUAUCGCAUGCAACAACCAACAACCUUAUGUGAGAAGUUUUACUGUCAUAUGGUGUCCAAUUAACAAACAACAGGAGAAUCGGUGUAUUGGUCCAAAGCACUCUGUGGUAAUCCCGUCCACAUCCAAAACAGAAUACAUCAUCAAGAAUCUAGAGAAGGAUGUACGCUUUGGUGUGACAAUGUCGAGCUCUUCUUCAUCACAGACUAGCCGCCUAAGUGACAUGAAGUAUGGUACACCAACAAACAAUGCCCUUACAACAGGCCAAAUCGCAGGCAUUGUGGCCGCGGCUCUCUUUGUUACCAUCCUUGUCAUUGCUGGAGUGAUUUUUGCCUGCAGAAUAGCAAAGAGUGAAAUGAUGAAAAUAAGAACUCCAUAUGUCAUCGAUGUUCCAGAACUUGAAAAGGAUUCUAGUCCCAAUGGUUCUACAGGGUCGUCCAGGUGUACAAACAAUUCCCAACAACCCUUACUGCCAAACCACAGGGAGUUGAAUGGCCAUGCUAUUCAUGGUCAAGAUAAUGCUGUCAUUUCAAAGAGUGACCAAACAAAACGUCAGAUUAGUCACGACAGUGGAAAGGGGGGCAGCUUGUCGUCGGAGCCUGACAUGCCUGAUAGACUCCUUCCUGUCCCUGAGGAUGAUACCAAAUCCUACACUAGGGAACAAAGUGAUGGUAAAAUUAGGAGUACCUCGGGUUCCUCAGUGAAUAACACCUACUCUGUGCUGCACACCACAAACCCAGAUGGUCAGACAUCUGUGGAGCCUGUGUCAGACCCACAUGGUGAAGUACAGGUUAACCCUACUGAAAUCACUGCUAUGUUUGUAGGAGUUUCUACCACCUAUAGGGACUCUACUGGCGUUGAGGAUGGAUACAAAAGUCCUGACCAGAUCAUGUGUGACAGUGGAGAGGACGAGUCAACUAUAGAGGACAGCCCGACUGUAACUAAAGAUAUAGAUCAUAUGAUUUCUUCAUGUAGUAAUGCUGUACAGUCAGGCAUCACACACAUACCUUCCACUGAGAAUGGGACUAUGUCACAGGAAUCUACCACUACAGAAGGCAAUUCAUCAAGCCCUUUACGUUACACUAUGAUGGACACCUCAGCCAGUCUGGUAGACCCAGUAAGACAGAAUAGACAGUUAGCUAUAGACACUGCUGUAGCGAUGUGUCCUGAGGAGGAGCAGGAUAGUGUAAGUGAUGGCUAUACCAGCCAAAACAAUGGCUAUACCAGCCAAGACAAUAUAGGAAUGUUGGCUCAGGACAAUACACAGGAGCAGCAUCUAUCUUCCUCUCUAAGUAUAGAGGUGCCAUUAUCAGGGACAUGCAAUACUCUUCAGACAACUGUAUCAUGAUCCCAUGUUUUCUUACUUUCAAUGAUAUAACUUCAGAAACCAGUGAUUAACAUAUUUUUCUACCACAAUACCCUGUGUUAUUCAACUCUCAGACCAUCAGUUAAUCAUUACAGCUGUUGAUUAACAAUCUGUUUAUACCACACGUGG